Molecule: messenger RNA, 3438 nt
Organism: Copidosoma floridanum
Lineage: Eukaryota; Metazoa; Arthropoda; Insecta; Hymenoptera; Encyrtidae
Source: RefSeq, a predicted model, not a curated record
AUGGAGUCGGAGGUGCGGAACCUGCGCCAGGAGGUAGCCCGCGCCCAGGACUCGCUGCGCGCGUCGACGAAGCGCUGCCGCGAGCUAUCCCGCGAACUCGACAGCCAGAGCGCGAAACGCGAACGCGAGCGCUCCCUGAGGGACCAGCAGCUGUCGCGCAUCAUAAGGGCCCUGCUGGUGCUCGAGUCGCGGCUCAAGCAGGAGCAAAAAACCAUCAGGGCCCUGCUCGGCGAGAAGGACGCGAUCAUCCGGAACCAACAGCUCGAGAUCGCCAGGCUGAGCAGCCGGUGGGCGAACAAUUGCCCGAGCAAGGAUUACAGUUGCGGCAAACUCGAGGCCACGAGUAUCGGUAAUCUCGCGUCUCUCGACCCCUCGGAUUUCCAGGUACUUUGCUUCGCUCCCUCCACAAACACCACCGCUGGCCUGAGCAAGGACAUCCAGAAGCUCAAGUGCGAGAUAAUGACGAAGCUGAGCGACGAGGACGGGGCGUGCGCGAGCAACAUACGCAAGACGCACAGUUUUGCGGGUAGCGACAUAUCGAAGGCGAGCCUGACGUCGAGCGAGAACACGGACGCAUCGAUAAUCACGACGACGACCGAGGGGAGUCCGUCGUUGUUGAGCACCGAGGGCUUUUGCGAGGGCGAGUCGACGGACGUGUCGCCCGGUUCCACCUUGAACAAGUCGUCGAGCCGUUGUACGCCGACCAUCGUGACGACCGACAGCGAGAACGAGGUCAAGAUGAUGGACGAGAAGCCUGGCAACGCAAAGAUGGCCAGGUCGGAGAGCAAGGACGACGGCUUGGACUGCAAUUACGUGUCGGGGGACGACGACGAGCCCUUGUACGAGAACAACGCGAGGAAUCUCCGGAACGAGACGACCUUGGCCGGAAACGAAUGCGGCAACAACAACAACAACAGGACGAUAGGGAGGACGGGGCAUCUCGACGAGUCGCCGUCGGUCAACUGGUACAGCGACCCGGACGAGGACCGGCUGCCCAACGACGAGAUACUGCGACACAGCGUGUACAGGCCGAACGGGAACCACAACAGCGUCCUCGAGAGCGUCAACCAGAUACUGUUGCGCGACAUGGAGGACGAGGAGAACAACGUGAUGUCGGCACCACGGAGGUUCAAGCACAGGGGCAAGAUCGUCAGGUUCCAGCCGGCUAGACUGUCGGACAUUGAGUCCGUGGGCUCGGAAAUGGAGAGGCGGAACUCCGAGGAACCUGGACAGACUGUCACCGCGGUACCAGCUACCAUUACCACGGACGAGGGGGACAUGAAGGAGGGGGACAAUGAGGAGGCGCCAUCGAUAGACGGCUUCGACGCGUCCAUCUCCGAGAACGAGUACGGCGUGAGGAUUCUGCCAACCGUGGGUCCAGAGUCGGGACUCGAGGAGGACGUGGACGAGAGCAAGGCUCGGCCGAUCGUCAUCAUAGAGCCUGUUGUCAAAGUCGAGGAGCUGCGCAAGAGUCCUGCCGACUUGUUGCGGCCUCUACCAACGGAGACAGGCAGACAUCUGCCGAAUCAACUGCGCCUGGAGAAGCUCGUCGAGAAGACGUGCCUGCAAUUCCCAAAAAUGGGUUUGUCGAUAGCCAAGAACAACCUCGACUACGAGGAGAUCGAGUCCCUGCCGGAAAUGAUAAUUCCCCCCACGGCGCCCAAGCUGCCCCCGGCGCUACCCCCGAAGCCCCAGUUCCACAACACGCUGAUCCUCAAGAAAAUCCCGAGCCCGUCUUUUCUCAUCGACGAGACGACGGCGCGCAAGAAACACCAGAACAACAACAACAGCGAUCUCGGCAAGAUCGCCAGCGGCAACAAGUCCCUUCCCGUAACGACGACGAUAGCGCGCAGCCUCAAGUUUGACGGCAUCGUCCCUGCCAGAAGGACCAGCGACCCAACCAACAACAACAGCAGCGAGUCCACGAGUUUCUGGAAGAACCGCUUCAACAACGUGCGCUCGUCCUUCCAGAUACGCCAGCAGCAGCCCGAGGUCUCGCCCAGGGGGUCGCCCGAACCGACCUCCCGGCCCCUGCCCAAGGUCACAAACAUCGUCAAGCAGUUCGAGGAGUUUAAGAUCGAAGGCGACAACGGCCGGGAACAAGGCGAGGCGCCAAAGAAGCCAUCGAUGCCCCUAGUGGCCGAGAACGAGCUGGGGGACAUCAAGGAGAACUUUGAGGAGUUCAACCUGGACGAGUGCGACCUGUCGGACGAGCUGGACCGGGUGGAGACCGACGGCUCCAAGACCUACGUUGCCCAACUGGUCAACGUCAUUGUCGCCAGCCCAGACAGUAGCGCCGAGACCAACAACAACAACAACAACAACAACAACAACGACGACGACGGCAACAGUACCGCUGCCACGACGGAUAUUUCGCAGCAGGUGAACAACGGCAACGUCGGCAAUUACGACAGCUUUCUCGAGGCCACGGGCCUCAGUACCAAGUCGAUCCUGACGCCCUCGCGGCUGCUGAGCAACCACAAGAGUAUGCUCAAGCCCAAGGACGUCAAGUACAAGAGUAAGAUCAAGGCGAGCGCCGUUAUGGAGAGGCACGGCAUUACCAUGAGUACCCCUGGCGCGGUGGGCUCGACUCCGUCGACGACGACGUUAACGAAGCACUGGACCGGGCCGUUCGUUUGACGACUGGCCGAGCGUGUCGUGUCUCGUAGCGCGCUUCGGUGGGCCUCCUCCUCCUCCUCCUCUACGCGGGGAGGGGGCCGAGGUUGACCAGCUGUAAGGGCAAAGUUACUACACCAGGACCACAUGCGUGUCGUCAAGUGUAUUAAAUGUGUGAUGAACGAUACCUAAUCGUAUUUUUAUAAAUCGUCGGUUGUAAAUAGCUUUUUUUUUUUUUUCUUCUCUCUCCACUUUUGCAGACAUAAUUAUCAUCGUACUUAGUCGACAGUGCGAAUGUCAUUUCGUUGUAUUGUUGCGUGUGUGUCCUAAUGCGCGCAAAUUAAAUAGUCAUCGUUCCCGACCGAACGUUUCCGCGAAACUGUAAUUUAUUUCAAUCGCUGUGUGGGAGUACUUGUAAAUUAAAUAAUUAGUCGCGUGCGCUUCGAAAGUGUAGGUGCAAUCAUAAACCAAUUGUCACCAUUGCAUAUUCCUUGGGCAGACUUUGUCGUAUGCAAUAGAAAAUUCGAAUGAUGUAAAUAACACAAGUCGAGGAAGCAGUGAUUAAUAAUGUGCAAAUACAUAUGUAUGUGAAUUAUUUUGUGAUUGUGUUUUGCAAUGAGCGUAAAAAUGAAAAUAUAAAUGCGUUAUUCGUUAUGGCGUUGUAGUUUUUCAUAAUAUUUUGUACAAUUGUUGGAUAAAAGAUUUUUAACAAGUUACGUGUGAUGUUACACGUAUAUCACUUGCACCGAUAAUUCAGCUGCAUGUAAAAUGUUACUCGUGUAAAUAUAGCUUUAAAAAAAGUACAAGUUAAAAAAAAAUGAA